Messenger RNA from Balaenoptera acutorostrata (minke whale), 6384 nucleotides. Its product is annotated as intraflagellar transport protein 81 homolog. Lineage: Eukaryota; Metazoa; Chordata; Mammalia; Artiodactyla; Balaenopteridae. The record is from RefSeq and is a predicted model, not a curated record. Gene Ontology annotation, molecular function: tubulin binding. Gene Ontology annotation, biological process: cilium assembly; intraciliary transport. Gene Ontology annotation, cellular component: intraciliary transport particle B; centrosome; cilium.
UCUACCUGAGAUCAGAUAUAUCAGUACUACAGAGCCAAUUUUCAUUGUAGCAGUAUACUUUUGGUUUGUCUCUGAGGUUGUAGUAGAGUUAACAAAAUAAGUAUAAGUUAAUGUAAACCAAAAUAGGUAACCAUGACAAUUGAAUUUGAAGCCUGUACAUUCUCUAUAUUCACUCAAAAUUUAUAACACUCCGUCUAAACAUAAUGAUUUAUCUUUCAUGGUCACCAUUUGGGUUUGAUAGUGUUAUAAUACCAAAUUUCUUAGAAAGAAAAAAAUGGCUUAACAGUGUUUGGGAGAAUUGUGAGGAGAGGAGCACCUCUUUUCAGGCUGCUGCCCCAAAAGAAUAAAUUUAAAUAAGUAGAGAACCAUAGGCUUCCACUUUUGCUUGUAGCAGACCAGUGGUCCUGCUGACAAUUCCCAAUAAAGCUAGAUAAAAUACAAAAAAAAAUUUUUUUUUUUUGUUGGACAGUAUUAGAUAGCUGCCAAAGCAAAUAAGGUCCUGUAGAGAGGGGAAGCACAUUGAAAUUUCCCUUGGGGCAUUUGCUGAUUCUUGUUUUGAGGUUUGAAUAUGAGAAGCUGGUCAAAGGGCAGUCACUAAGAAUCAGAGAAACUAUGUUGCUUUCAGCAAAUUUGUAGAGAUGGGAAGACAAAAAUUAAAAUUCUGGGUUACCAAUGAAGCUUUGACUUUAAAGGGCAAGAUCCCAGAGAAAAGAAAAAAGUAAGCCUUAAUACUCAGAAGUUCUCCCCACAUGGCCCUUACUUGUUCUUAGCUAUGGAGGGGAAGAGACUAAGAAGUCAAACAAAAAGCAGUUGAAAAGCUGAGCAGAGUUUUGGCAGUUUUAUGGUGCUGGGGGUGGUGACAAAAAUUGGAGUUUAGGAUCUGUCAAGGAGUGUGGGGCCUCAAGGAACACCCAGGCUCUCAGUCGGGCUCUCUAGAGGACUGUACCCUUGAAAGUGGACAAACCAGAGGUAGACCAAGCCUUACAAAACUGUAGUCUAGUAUUGAGUGAACUUAAUUCCACAGCGGGUUGAGCUACUGCCAAAAGUUACGGUGAAUCCUUUCUGAUGUAAUAUAAUCCUGAGUCACUUCAGUUUUUCAUAUACAUUGUUCAUCAUUCAUUGUCCAAAAAUUACUAGGCAUGGAAUUUGGAAACUGGACCAAGAGAAAAUAAAACAAAUGCAUAGAUAACCUAGAUGUGAGAGUUAUCAGACAUGAUCUUUAAAAUAACUGUGAAUAAAAUGUUUGAGAAAAUAGAAAGUGAGAUGAAGAAUUUCAUCAGAAAACUGGAAUCUAUAAAAAAAAAAAAGUAAUUCUGGAACUAAAAAUAUAUAAUAGCUAAACUUAAGAACUCAUUAGGUUAGUUGAACAUCACAUUGGAUACUGUUGGAGAGAAGAUUAGUGUACUGGAAUAUAAGUCAAUAGAAAAUAUCCAGCUGAAGCACAGAAAAGAGAAUGGAAAAUACAGCAAAAAAGUAUGAGAGGCGUAGAAUAUAUGGCAAAAAAGGUCUCACAAUGUCCUGUAGGAUUUUUAAUAUAUCUAGAAUUAAAAUGCAUGACAAGGGGGACUUCCCUGGUGGUCCAGUGGGUAGGACUCCAAGCUCCCAAUGCAAGGGGCCUGAGGUUCAAUCCCUGGUCAGGGAACUAGGUCCCGCAUGCAUGCCGCAACUAAGGAGUCCACAUGCCACAACGAAGAUCCUGCAUGCCGCAACUAAGACCUGGCGCAGCCAAAAUAAAUUUUUUAAAAGAAGGGUUAACCUACUAAAAAAAAUGCAUGACAAAGGUAUAAAAGGUGGUGAUAAGUAUAAGAGUAAGUGUUCUUUGGGACUUCCCUGGCGGUCCAGUGGUUAAGACUUCGCCUUCCAAUGCAGGGGGUGUGGGUUCGAUCCCUGGUCAGUAAGCUAAGAUCCCACAUGCCUCGGGGCCAAAAAACCAAAACAUAAAACAGAAGCAAUAAUGUAACAAAUUCAAUAAAGACUUUAAAAAUGGUCCACAUCAAAAAAUCUUUUAAAAAAAUAAUUAAAAAAAAGAGUAAGUGUUCUUCAUUCUUGGCAUUAUCUGGGAAUUGAUAAAAGUACUAAUUUAUAUUAGAGUCUAAGAAAUCAAAUAGGCAUCUUGUGUAAUAAACACUAAAUCAAUAGUAAAAGACUGUGUAUAACCAAGCCAAUAGAGGGGGAAAAUGGAAUAAUAAAAAACAAUACGGGGACUUCCCUGGUGUCACAGUGGUUAAGACUCCACCCUUCCAAAGCAGGAGGCCUGGGUUCGAUCCCUGGUCAGGGAACUAGAUCCCACAUGCGUGCCGCAACUAAGAGUUCUCAUGCUGCAACUAAAAGUUCACGUGCCACAACUAAGGAGCCAGCAAGCUGCAAAUAAGGAGCUGGCGAGCCGCAUCUAAGGAGCCCGCCUGCCACAACUAAGGAGGCUGCCAGCAGCAGCCAAGGAGCCAGCAAGCCACAACUAAGGAGCCCGUGAGCUGCAACUAAGGAGCCUGCCUGCCACAACUAAGACCCAGCACACCCAAAUAAAUAAAUAAAUAAAUAAAUAUUAAAAAAAACAAUACUUGUUUAAUCCAAAGUAAUGCAAAAUGAUAAAUAAAUAAGAUGGUACUAUAAACCCAAACAUAUUAGUAGUUAUAUUUUAAUGUAUGUAGGUUGAUUAACAAAAUAAGAUUUUCAGAUUGGCUAUUAAAAAAAACCUAUAUGCUGCUUAUAAGAGGUAUACACCUUAAAUAUAAGGACACAGAAAAGUUGAAAGUAAAAAGAUGGAGAAAUAUAUAGCAUGCAAAAAAUGAAUAAGAGAAAGCUGAUGUAGUUAUUACAGAUAUCAGACAAAAUAUACUUUAUAGCUAAAGACAUUACUAGCAAUAAAGAGAAAUCUUUCAUAAUAAUAAAAGGGUAAUUUCUAUGAGGAAUAUAUACCAAUUUUAAACUCGUAUACAUAUAAUAACAGCUUCAAAAUAAAUGAAGACUAUUUGAGAGAACUAAAAGGAGAAUUAGAUAAUCUACAAUUACAAUGGGAGACCAACACAUCCCUCUCAAUAACAAAUAUAGCAAACAUAUAAAAUGAUGAGUUGAUAUGAGAGUUAUACACAUGAUUAACAGAGUUGACUAAAUUGACACACAUAGGACAUUGCACCCAACAAGAACAAAAUAUUUAUUUUCUUCAAGUGUACAUGGAAGAUUUACUAAAAUAGGCUGUAUUCUGAAUCAUAAAGCAACGCUGAACAAAUUUUAAGGAUUGAAAUCAUUGAGAAUAUUGUUUUCUACAGUGAGAUAAGCUAGAUUUCAAUUUCCAAAAAGGUAUCUACAGAAUCUCUAGGUAUUUGGAAACUAAACAAUGGUCUUCAAAAAGACCCAUGGUCAACAAAGAAAUCACAAAGGAAAUUUAAAAUAGAACAUCUGCAUGACCUUUGGGUAGGCAAAUUUUUUUUUUGACAAGACAAACUAAGGGAAAGACAUAUAAAUUGGACUAUAAUAAAAUUGUGACUUCUUCAUCAAAAGGCAUCAUUUACAGUGAAGAAGCAAAGCACAGAUUAGAAGAUAUUUAUAUAUAUGGCAGAAUAUAUUUAAAAUCUCUUACAAGUUGUUAAGAAAAAGACAAACAAAUAGAGACUGGAGCAGUCUCUUCACAAAAACACUGGAGUAGUAAUUCACAAAAGACAAUAACCGACUAGAGCCCAGAUGCCUCCUGGGGAGGGAAGUGGUUUCGUGAGGAGAAUUUGAGUUUAAAUUAUAAGACCUAAUUAUGAGUGAUCAAAUCAAAUACAUCGUGGACAAUCUCAAUAAGGAGCCUUUUAGGAAGAACUGUAACUUAAUCACAUUUGAUUCCCUGGAGCCAAUGCAACUAUUACAAGUUCUCAGUGAUGUUCUGGCUGAGAUUGACCCAAAGCAAGUUGUUGAUAUCAGAGAGGAGAUGCCAGAGCAGACAGCCAAAAGGAUGUUGAACCUUCUUGGUAUCCUUAAAUACAAACCUCCAGGAAAUGCCACGGACAUGAGUAACUUUCAUCAGGGUCUGGUGAUUGGAAGUAAACCUGUAAUUUACCCAGUGCUCCACUGGCUUCUUCAGAGGACUAAUGAACUGAAGAAAAGAGCAUAUUUAGCUCGUUUUUUAAUAAAACUUGAAGUACCAAGUGAGCUUCUUCAGGAUGAAACCGUGGCUGAUACCAAUAAACAGUAUGAAGAUUUGAUGGAAGCCUUUAAAACUUUGCAUAAAGAAUGUGAGCAGCUCAAGACAUCUGGAUUUUCUACAGCAGAAAUAAGAAGGGAUGUCAGUGCAAUGGAGGAAGAAAAGGAUCAGCUCAUUAAGAGAGUUGAACGUUUGAAGAAAAGGGUGGAGACAGUUCAGAAUCAUCAAUGGAUGCUUAAAAUAGCAAGGCAACUUCGAGUUGAGAAAGAGAGAGAAGAAUUUCUUGCACAACAGAAACAGGAACAAAAGAAUCCGCUAUUUCAUGCAGUGCAGAGACUGCAAAGAAUACAAAACCAGUUGAAAAGUAUGCGCCAUGCAACAGCAGAUGCGAAGCCUGAAAGUGUAAUGAAGAGGCUAGAGGAGGAGAUAAAGUUUAAUUCAUAUAUGGUAACUGAAAAAUUUCCUAAAGAAUUAGAGAACAAGAAAAAAGAAUUGCAUUUUUUACAGAAAGUGGUUUCAGAGCCUGCUAUGGGUCAUUCUGAUCUUCUUGAACUUGAAUCUAAAAUAAAGAACACACAGAUCAGUCAGCUGAUUGAAAAGAAAAUGAUGAGAAAUGAGCCAAUUGAAGGCAAACUGUCACUAUAUAGGCAACAGGCAUCCAUCAUUUCUCGUAAAAAAGAAGCCAAAGCUGAGGAACUUCAGGAGGCAAAGGAGAAGUUAGCCAACCUAGAGAGAGAAGUGUCAGUGAAGACAAAUCAGACCCGUGAAUUUGAUGGCAGCGAAGUUUUGAAGGGAGAUGAAGGGACAUGGGUUCGAGCCCUGGUCCAGGAAGAUCCCACAUGCUGUGGAGCACCUAAGCCCGUGCACCACAACUACUGAGCCUGUGCUCUAGAGCCCGUGAGCCACAACUACUGAGCCCACGUGCCACAACUACUGAAGCCCACACGCCUAGAGCCCAUGCUCCACAACAAGAGAAGCCACCGCAAUGAGAAGUCCGUGCACCACAACGAAGAGUAGCCCCCGCUCGCCACAAGUAGAGAAAGCCCGCAUACAGCAACGAAGACCCAACGCAGCCAAAAAUAAAUAAAUAAAAUAAAUUUAUUUUAAAAAAACCAAACCCCCCCCCCAAAAAAGACAAUAACCAAAUGACCACUAAACAUGAAAAAGUGCUCAUCCUCAUUAGUCAUUAUGAAUAUUCAAAUUAAAACUACAAUGAAAUACCACUGCAGAUCCACUGGAAUGGUUAAAAUUAUUAAGAUUGACAGCAUCAAUUGGUGGUAAGGAUGUGUGGAGUAACAGGAAUUCUCAUGUACUGCUGGUGGGAAUAUAAGUUUACAUAACUUUGGGAAACUAUUUGGCAGUAUCUACUAAAUCUGAACAUAUGCCUAUUCUUGAUGAGCAGUUCUACUCUCAGGUACAUUCCCAGCUGUAAUAUAUAUGUAUACCAAAGGACAUUUGCAAGAAUCUCCACAGCUGCACUAUUUGUAAAAGCCAAAAACUGCUGUUAACCCAAAUGUCCAUCAACAAUAGAAUGGAUAAAUUCUGGUAUAUUCACUUAAUGAAAUACUGUGCAGCAGUAAGAUUGAAUGAACUAUUACUAUAUGCCACAAUGUAGAUUAAUCUCACAAAGAGCAAAAGAAGCCAGAUUAAAAAAGAGUUAAUACUUUGUGUUUUCUAAAUGGAAUUUAUAAAUUACAAAGUUAAAAAAUAAGCAGAAUUAAUCAGUGGUGAUAGCAGGGAGGAUAAUGGUUACCAUUGGUUGGGAGGAGUGAUUAGAAGGAAGAACGGGGGAGCUUUUGGGGUUGUAGUGUUCUGUUUCUUGGUCUAGAACAAAUGUAUGUUCACUUUGUGAAAAUUCACUGAACUGAUCAUACAUGAUUUAUGCAUUUUUCUGUAUUUAUAUUUCAAUGAAAAGUUUAACUAGAAAAAAAAAAAGCCAGCACAUGUCCGUCUCACUCUGUUCACUUAAAAGAAGUGAAUGAGUAUAUCUUAGGUAAUCAGUAUAAUUUUUAGGAAAUUUGAAAUCUUAAAUGCUUAGAAAGAUUAUUAAUAAGCAAGAUUAAAAUGUAAUAAGCAGAUAAAGUAUUUGUAUGAAUGAAUUUUGGCAUUUUAUCUGAAAGUUAAAAAAAAUUACAAAUGAGACUAGCUGCAGUUACUGUUCUUGAUUAUAAAAGUAGCUCUAACUUUGUGCAUUUAUUAAUAUAAAAUCUAAGCUCUGAGUUGUAUUAAAUUUUUUUGACAAGAACUUCUAUUAUUUUAAA